Molecule: messenger RNA, 1647 nt
Organism: Coccinella septempunctata (seven-spotted ladybird)
Lineage: Eukaryota; Metazoa; Arthropoda; Insecta; Coleoptera; Coccinellidae
Product: dnaJ homolog subfamily C member 2-like
Exons: 2
Coding region: 1-1647 (548 amino acids)
Biological process (GO): regulation of translational fidelity; 'de novo' cotranslational protein folding
Cellular component (GO): cytosol
Molecular function (GO): ribosome binding; Hsp70 protein binding
Source: RefSeq, a predicted model, not a curated record
AUGGCUGAAUCUAACACAACAACCCUCGCUGUUAGAUAUCGAUACGUUCUAAAACAUUAUAGUGCCGGAGUGAAGGUGUUGCCGUUUUUACCACACAAGGUUAACGAGGUGAAACACGACCAAGUGGAAUUUAUAGACGACUUGGAGUAUCUCAGAAGUCUGGAUCCCAAGGAUUGGAAACUCCAGGACCACAACCGCGUCCUGGGCAUCCCGACUUUGAGAUUCGACGCCUCCGAGGAAACCAUCCGCUCUGCUUACCGGCCAAAGGUCCUGCAUCACCACCUGGAUAAACGCCAGGCCAAAGGCGCCGAUAUCAAAGUGAAGCACGACUACUUCACCUGCAUCACGAUGGCGUACGAAACCCUAGGCGACCCCAAGAAGCGGAAAUCCCACUACCGCGUCCUGGGCAUCCCGACUUUGAGAUUCAACGUCUCCGAGGAAACCAUCCGCUCUGCUUAUCGGCAAAAAGUCCUGUAUCACCACCCAGAUAAACGCAAGGCCAAAGGCGCCGAUAUCAAAGUGAAGCACGAUUACUUCACCUGCAUCACGAUGGCGUACGAAACCUUGGGCGACCCCAAGAGAGGGAAAUCGUACGACUCCGUCGAUCCAGAGUUCGACAACGGCCUACCGAGCAGCCACGAAAUAAAAAAUGAUUUUUAUGGAACGUGCGCGUAUUACUUCGAGCUCAGCGGUAGAUGGUCGGAGCAGAAGAACAUGCCCAAAAUCGGCGGUUCCGGAUCAACCAUCGAAGAAGUCGAGAAUUUCUAUAACUUCUGGUACGAUUUCAAAUCAUGGCGGGAGUUUUCGUACGAGGAUCUAGAAAAUAAAGACGCCUGUUCGGGUCGCGAGGGAAAAAGACACGCUGACAAGCUGAACAAGGCUGAACGAGCCAGGAAGAAGAAGGAAGAAAUAAUGAAAUUGCGGACUUUGGUCGACUUAGCUUACAAGAACGACCCCAGGAUCUUCCAAUUCAAACAGGAGGAGAAGGAUCGUAAGUUGGAGGCUAAGAAAGCCAAAGAAGCUGUCCUCCAGAAACGUAUAGAAAACGAACAAAAAGCUGCCAAAGAAGCGAAAUUGGCCAUGGGAAAAGCGGAGGCUGAGGGAAAGGCCAGAAUUGAGGCGGAACGCAAAAAACGGGAAAUGCAGAAAAAUGCGUUGAAGAAAGAGCGUAAGACACUCAGGGAUAUCUGCAAAUCCAAUAACUAUUUCGUCGAAAAUCCAAAGCAGAACUUGAAAUAUAUAACGGCCGUCGAAACAAUCUGCGAAACAAUGAACGUCGAGGAAUUGAAAGAAGUAAACGAACAAAUGAAAAACGAGGGUAAAACUGCGUUUUUAAGAGCCGCCAAACUGUAUUAUUCGACGGAAAAACCUGAAUCAAAAACAGGGAAGACUCAAAAUAUAACCUCCAACGGCACCCAUCAAGAGACAGAGGGAUGGAACGGAGAAAAAAUCAAAUAUUUGAAGGAAGCUCUGAAGAUUAUGCCUCAGGGAACCAACCGACUUUGGAAAAAAAUAGCGGACUUCAUGAACAAACAUGAUAAAUUGAAGAAGGACUGCGGGAAGUUUACUCCCAAGAUGGUGUCGAUUCAAGCGAAAAAAUUACAGAUUGGAAACGUAAUCGUUGAAUGUCCGCGACAAAAAGGAUGA